CUGGCCGAGAAGCGGAGGGGAGAGGCCGCGGCCCCUUCCCUAUGCCCGCAGGCCGGGCGCGAGAGCUCUGGGCGCGUUUGCCUGGCGCUAAAUUUAAAAACGUAACACGAGCAGCAGGCUGCUCCCGGAAACGAAACGAAAUCCGUCCCGCGGGCCGCCUCCCGGGCUCCGCCAGUCCCUUAGCGCGCCGCGCCACCCGGCAUACUUCCUUCUCCCGCCAUUUUCGGCGGGCUCAGAGGCUGAGGCCUGCGGCGCCCCGGAGCAGGCGGGCGGCAUGGCCGCGGGCGCGGACUGCGGGGAAGGGGCCCACACCCGGCAGCACGUGUUCCUGCUUCCAGCCCUCUCCUAUGUGCUGACCUGUGAACUCUAGCCACAUUGGUGUCUGUGGAACUCUCAGCUCCAUCUUUUCAACUCAGGGAGUGUGCCAGGCUUCACCUGGAUUCGUCCUUUCUGCAUCAUGGUCAGGAAACCCUCUUAAGGCAAAUAUUUAAGAGAUGCUUCAAAGAAGAUGAAAAAUGGGCUUAUGUUUGUAAAAUUGGUUAAUCCAUGCUCAGGCGAAGGAGCCAUGUACUUGUUCGAUAUGUGUCUACAGCAGCUGUUUGAAAUAAAAGUUUUCAAGGAAAAACACCGUUCUUGGUUUAUAAAUCAAUCAGUUCAAUCUGGAGGCCUUCUCCACUUUGUCACGCCCCUGGACCCUCUCUUUCUGCUUCUCUACUACCUCAGAAAGGCUGAGAAAGAGGGAAAGUUUCAGCCUCUAAAUCAAGUUGUGGUGGAUGACGUGUUUCCAGAUUGCAUCUUGUUGCUGAAACUUCCUGAUAUUGAGAAGGUACUUCGGCAUGUGACAGAGGAGAAAGAAAUAGGCAACAAGAAAUAUUACAAGUACAGCAGAGAAAAGACGUUAAAGUGGCUGGAAAAGAAGGUUAAUCAAACUAUUGCAGCAUUAAAAACCAAUAAGGUAAAUGUCAGUGCCCGGGUACAGUCAACUGCAUUUUUCUCUGGUGACCAGGUGUCCAGUGACAAGGAAGAGGAUUAUAUUUGUUAUGCCCAUGGCCUGAUAUCUGAUUACCUCCCUAAAGAAUUAAGUGAUGAUUUAUCUAAAUACUUAAAGCUUCCAGAACCUUCAGCUUCAUUGCCAAACCCUCCAUCAAAGAAAAUAAAGUUAUCAGAUGGGCCUGUAGAAGCAAAAGAAGAUUACACUAAGUUUAACACUAAAGAUUUGAAGACUGAAAAGAAAAAUAGCAAAAUGUCUGCAGCUCAAAAGGCUUUGGCUAAAGUUGACAAGAGUGGAAUGAAAAGUAUUGAUACCUUUUUUGGUGCAAAAAAUAAAAAAAAAACUGGAAAGAUUUGAAAUUUUGAAAAUGAAAUAUAGCAAAAAUAUUUGCUUUUUACAUGUUUCAUUUCCAUCCUUCCUCCAUGCUACUGGACUUCCUGAUCCUUAAUCACCACAUUUGGGGGGAAAAAAAGAUGCAAUUUUCAGUGACUUUCCAAAAUUCACUUGAACAUUUCUUUGUAUUUGAUUUUUGUGUUCCUGAACAAAAUAUGAGAAAGUAAUAAUGUAACUGCAUGGCUUGUGGCCUUUGGAGUAUUGUUUGGCAUAAUGAAAAGUAAUCAUGUGAGGAGAAUUUAACAUAUAAUAGCGUCCCAAUUUUCUCAAUAAAUGACCUGUACAAUAUUGGAGCAUAUGUCUGUUGUUUCAUUCAACUUUGCCACACAGUAGUGAUAGCAACGUGGCCUUCAAUAUAUUGAUAGAAACCGGAUAACAAAAUUACUACUUUUUAAAAGACUUUAGUUAUUGAUAAAUCUUUUGUUUAAUGGUAUUUUUCUGUUUUUAUGAAUUCUUUGUGGAAUUGUGUUUCUUUAUAGAAAAUAGAGAAAAUUAUAAAACAAAAAAAUGUAAU
Cynocephalus volans (Philippine flying lemur) is the source of this 1898-nucleotide messenger RNA. RefSeq names its product ribonuclease H2 subunit B (gene RNASEH2B). Gene Ontology annotation, cellular component: ribonuclease H2 complex; nucleoplasm. Gene Ontology annotation, biological process: RNA catabolic process. Lineage: Eukaryota; Metazoa; Chordata; Mammalia; Dermoptera; Cynocephalidae. The transcript is spliced from 12 exons. Bases 509 to 1348 code for a protein of 279 amino acids. The record is from RefSeq and is a predicted model, not a curated record.